Molecule: messenger RNA, 1815 nt
Organism: Seminavis robusta
Lineage: Eukaryota; Bacillariophyta; Bacillariophyceae; Naviculales; Naviculaceae
Source: the annotation of a GenBank genome assembly
AUGUCUCAUGGCAGCGCAAUAGGUCAAUCACGGCGCUGGCUCUUCAAACUGGAGACUGCCCUCGACAAGGCAGUAGAAGAAGAAGCGGUCCUGCCGAUGAUGACCAUUCUAUCAGCCCAGAGUACUGGAGCUAUCUUCGAUUGGGCGAUUACGUUCAAUCGGCAUUGGAUGUCAUGGUUCGUGUAUGCAUCGAUCUGCACCCAUCCAAUCAGGCUGAUGUCUCAGCUGAUCCAGCUGUCGCUUAAUGGCAUUUCUGCCACCCUCGUGAACGCUGCAGUGAUCACGGAAUUUGGGGCGUCAUGUAUGACGUUCUUCGUAACGACGUACGCCCUGCUGUUGUGGGCGACAUCACCUCAAGACCGACCAGCUUACGUCCCAAAACGAAAAAGAGGAUGCAAGCCAUUUAUCAGGAAGCUUCGAAGAGCCUCUAGAGAUGUCAGUAGAGUCCUGUUGGACGUGGCAGCCCGAGCGAUCGGGGCGAUAGCGUUGAUCAUGUCGCUGAACGAAUUGGCAACAAUCACCAGUGCCGGAGUACCGGACUGCGAAGACAAGAAGUCAGAAACAAAUGAAGACGAAACACCCAAAGGAAAGGGGCGAUCGUCCACGGCCACGGAGCACGCACCUGUCAUGAUGUGGGACCUACCGACUCCUCGUGACGCGUCCCAACCAACCACGUUCCAGCUCUUCAUGAGAUUCCUGCAUGCGCUGAAGGCAGGAAUCAGGAUAGCUACCGAUGAGGGCAGCCCGAUGGUGGCUUACAGCCUCGUGAUGCUGUCGCUCAACGGCACAACAAAUGGAGCAGCGGACGACCAUCAGUAUGACACGGACUCAGUCCUGAUUGCCAUUGACAAUUGCUCAUCCCGUUGCAUCACUAACUGUAUGUGCGACUUCGUUGAUACUCCAGUGAAAGUGAGAGUGUCAGUGCAAGAUAUCGGAGGAUCAGUCACAGCCACGUACAAGGGAACGGUCAAGUGGACCAUCGAGGAUGAACAAGGCAGAGCCCAUCAUUUUCUCAUCCCAGACACGUAUUUUAACACAGCAACACCAUACAGGUUGCUGUCCCCACAGCAUUGGGCGAGAGUCGCAAACGAAAACCACCCAGAACAGAGAGGAACGUGGUGUGCCACGUACGAAGACGCAGUUGAGCUGUUUUGGAAGCAGAGACAGUUCAAGAGAGUGAUCAAGCUCUCGGCAUCCAGCAACAUUGCACUCGUCAGGAGUGCUCCAGCAUUCACCAAGCUGCACACGUUCUGUUCCGAGGUUCGAGAGGAGAUGGGAAAGCUCCCAAUCGAUGAGUUUGAGCUACUGGCAAUGCCAGCAGCCACAAUUUCGGAUGAGGAAUCAGGCGAUGACUCAUCCGUGCAGUCGGUAGAAUCAAGACUGCAUCCAGAUCUGCCUCCAGACGCCGUUGAUCAGCAACAGAGAAGCGAAGAAUUCCAGGAGAACGUGACUCACACAUUCAGAAUGAAGAAGGACCUUCACAAGAUCGAGGUGGAGCCUGUUGCCGACGACCGGUAUCUCAAGUACCGAACCGACCAAGCAGACAUCCUAGCUUGGCACUACCGUCUGGGGCAUCUCUCUUUUGAGAGAAUCAGAAAGCUGGCAGAACGCGGGGAUCUUCCGUCAAAGCUGGCGUCCGCAAGAGCCCCAAAGUGCUCAAGUUGUAUGUUUGGAAAGGCCACAAGACGGCCAUGGAGGGCUCGCACGCCCAGCAACCAAGCGCUGCCUCUGUCAGCGGACGCUCCAGGUGCAAUAGUGGGAGUCGAUCAGAUGAUCUUGCCAACACCAGGGUUUAUUGAUCUCGAAGUCUGCUGA